AUGGCACCAGGCGCUGUAACAGACACUCCUCCAGAGAGUCUCCCCUCUGGAAAGCCGACAGUCUAUGUCCUCGAUUCAUUUCACCCUCAAGUCAUGGCUUACUGCCAAGAAAACUUCAACGUCAUUACACCAGAUAACCCCAAGCACGGCCAAUGGAAGCAAGAAGCACGCUAUCUCCUCAUGAGAUCCUCACGCUUGACUGCAGAGGAUAUCAAGUCGUGCCCUAGCCUGAUCGCCAUCGGCAAGCAAGGUGUUGGUGUUGACAAGAUUGACACUGAUGCCUGUGCUGCUCGUGGGAUCAAGGUCUUCAACACUCCUGGUGUUAAUGCACGUGCAGUCGCUGAGCUUGUUCUGACUCUGGCUACUGCAUCUGCUCGUCAGGUUGGCACUAUUAUUGCUAAGCAAUCUUCGGGUAUCCUUGUACCCAAGGAAAAGUGCUCUGGUUUGAUUCUGCAUCGCAAGACGAUUGGUAUUCUCGGAAUGGGAAACAUUGGCAAAUGCGUCGCCAGUAUCUUCAGAGGCGCUUUUGAGGCCGAUGUCAUUGCCUAUGAUCCGUUCCUCCCUGCUGACGCGUGGGCCGAUAUUCCUCAUCAACGCGCCUCGUCUGUUGAAGAGGUUCUGGAGUCUUCAGACGUCAUUACCGUUCAUAUGCCUCUUACUCCACAAACAAGAGAUCUCAUCGGUUAUGCUGAGAUGAAGAGAAUGAAGCGAACAGCCAUUGUCAUCAACACCGCACGAGGCGGUAUUGUCAAUGAGGCUGAUCUGAAGCGAGCUCUAUCUGAAGGUCUCAUUUGGGGUGCCGGUCUUGACUGUCACGAAGAGGAACCUCCUAGCUAUGAGAAGUAUCAUUCGCUAUGGGAGGUUGGAGCUGUUAGUACACCUCAUAUUGGAGCUGCGACGGCAGAAACUCAGAUGCAGACGGGCAUGGCGGCCGCGAGAUAUUUGUUAGAGUUUGCUCUCAACAACCCAUGA
This is a messenger RNA of Fusarium redolens, 972 nucleotides long. RefSeq names its product D-isomer specific 2-hydroxyacid dehydrogenase. The record is from RefSeq and is a predicted model, not a curated record. The transcript has a single exon. NCBI's taxonomy places the organism in Eukaryota, Fungi, Ascomycota, Sordariomycetes, Hypocreales, Nectriaceae. Gene Ontology annotation, cellular component: cytosol. The coding region runs from base 1 to 972 and encodes 323 amino acids. Gene Ontology annotation, molecular function: glyoxylate reductase (NADPH) activity; NAD binding; hydroxypyruvate reductase [NAD(P)H] activity.